CUGGUGUUCGGUUCGGUUGAAAGCUGCGUUGGUAAAUGAUGGCAACGUUGUUUCCGCUACCGCCCGGAAGUUACAUAACAGUAUGUUGAUGUCGGGUGAACCGGAAGACGCGUGGGCGUCGCGACGGACAUUCAAAAAUCGCGAAAACUUUUAUGCGGCCCGCGACGGACAGCCAGAUCGUCGUUCGAAGCUGGGGGGGCCGACGGCGCCAUCUGUCGGCGACGUCUCGCAGUCGCAUGUAACGGACGCGUUCAUUGGCGACAUCACAUCAUCGUAUUCAUUUCGAUCUUCCGCAGAGGAAUUCGGUGUAUAUCUUGUGCACAGACGUGUUUUCACGGUGUUUCCCUUAAGUUUGAUGUGGUUUUCGUAUGUUUUCUUCGGUGUUGCGAUCGCCGAUUGGCGGGGUUUCGGCGGAUGUUGUCAUGGCGUCCGACGGCUCGACCAAUGAGCGCGCGCCUUAGAUGCAGCCCAAUGCUGGUGUGUUCGCGUCACUUCAUUAAUUUGUGCGUCUCCCAUGGCGUAGACGAGUGCAAUCAUCAGGGGAGAGGACGAGAGAGCGAACAGCGCGAAGACGAGAGAGGUGCCUGUUGUUGUUGUUGUUGUUGUUAUGCGUCUGGCAGAAUCUGGCGGGCAUAUCUAGAUGUGCAUCUAUGGGAAAUGUCGUUCAUCGACUGGCGAUUGUUGUUAUUGUGGCGUUGAUCACGUGACGCGGCGUGCGUGAAAGGGAAUGGCGAGAGAUGAUCGAGGAACGAACCGUUUGCAACUGAAGUUUUUUUGACAUUCCUCUAUUUGUAUACAUACAUACAUACAUAUAUACAUACACACGUACACUCACACACUUGCACACACACACACUCAUACAAAUACACCCGCAACUCACGCUAGUUUGUUUUUGUGUGUGUACCACGUGAGACGUACACUACCACUGGUGUGUUGUGGUGGUGUUCUUAUGGUUGACAGUUAGUGAAUGAGGAUGUCUGCGAGGGGGGCCAAGAAACGGGGAAGACCCCCGAAGGUCCAAACGGCGGAUCGCGCCAAGAAGUUCCAGUACCAUCUGCUGAAGAAGCCCAAGUAUCUGCAAAACCUGAACCGUGGCUCUGAUUCUCCUUCCAGCACUCCCACCGCUUCCAGGCCAUCAACACCUCAGAGCGAGACUGGCAAGAGAUCAACGAGAACCAGAGGCAAGGACAGCAAACGCAGAGGUUCACAUGUGCAGGCGUACAAGAGGAGAGGAUACAACCCCAGCGCGGCAGAGUACCAUGACUCUGAGUACCAUUACGGCUCGGAUUUUGGUGAUGAGUCCAGUGAGAAAAGUGAUUUGGACGAUGACCUGCCACCGUCCGACUGCGAGUCUGAGGACUCCAUUGAUCCACGUGCGCCAAGCAGUGACAGUGAUUUCUCCCUGAGCAGUUACAGUACAGUGAGUGGCACCCCGCGCAAACCUAUCCCACCGAGACCCCCCAGUCCUGAACCUCUCUGGCUUCAAAACAAACCUCUGCCUCAGCUAGAAUUACCUAAAUCCUCUGAGGAUCUCCUCAUUACCAAUGACAAUAUCAUGACCGUGCUCAGCAUAUACGAGGUGCUCAGGCAUUUCAGGAACUUGGUGAGAUUAUCCCCAUUCAGGUUGGAGGAUUUCUGUGCAUCCAUAGUGUGUGAUGAUCAUAACAAUCUGUUUGCUGAGAUACACAUUAUGUUGCUGAAGGCUCUGUUCAGGGAGGAGGACUCCCAGCAGACUCAUUUUGGUCCUCUGGAUCAAAAGGACAGUGUAAAUAUUUCCCUAUACCUUUUGGAUUAUGUGACAUGGCCUGAGGUGCUCCGGGCAUAUGUGGAGAGUGACAAGAGCUUUGACCCCCAAGUGCUGCACAUCCUGAGCAGCUCCAAUUAUCCAUUCACAUCUCUAGAUGACAAGAUCAAAGUGUUGCAAUUUCUAUCUGACCAGUUCCUCACAACAAACCCAAUACGAGAAGAUUUGAUCAGUGAAGUUCCGAUGCAUUACGAUGACCACUGCAGGGUAUGCCACAAGCUUGGAGAUUUGCUCUGCUGCGAAACGUGUCCUGCAGUUUACCACUUGGAGUGCGUCGAUCCGCCGUUGGUGGAUGUACCCGAAGAGGACUGGCAGUGUAAUAUCUGCAGGUCGCACAGGGUGAGCGGCGUCGUGGACUGCGUCCUGGACGUGGAGAAGCAGGGUCAGCUGUGCAGACAGGAGCCCAUCGGUUUCGACAGGCACGGCAGGAAAUACUACUUUCUGUGUAGACGAAUCGUGGUAGAGAGCAUCGAGGCUGAGGUCUGGUACUAUUCGACGAAACUGCAGCUUGAACAAUUGCUGGAAACGUUGGACAGUGACGACAUGGAGGCGACACUGUUCCGCGAAAUCAAUGAUUUCAAGGAGGAAAUGGUCAGGCAAAUGGAGCUUACCGAGAAACUGACGAAUCAACACAAGGGGAACAAAAAGACUUACUUCGAAGUAUCCAAUGCUGCGAUAACGAAAGCUAAAAAAGAUAAGGAAGAGUUGCUGGAGAAAACGAAAGUGGAAGGCGACGAAGAAACUUCUGAAAAGGUACAAGAAGACAGUUCAGAGAUGCAGCCCAUGGAUGAUCGCAGUUUGGAGACGAAGAUGGACGAAGGAGAGGAGGAGAAGGCCCUGCAGGGCGAGGAUAGCGAAGAGGACCAAAACAAAGAGACGACGACGGUGACCCGAUCGAAAACGGGUUCUUUGACUCCGAGGACUUUCAACAUCGAGGAUCUGAGGAAGAGAACUAGCGCGGUGAUAACGCGUGAUUCGGAAGAACGGAUGACUCGGCUGAAGACCACCCAACUUGCGAACGGUACGUAUCUGUACAAGCUCGGCAUGGAGAACUUAUUCAAGACAUACGUGAACCAAUUCACGACAAACGUGAUAGCGCUGAACAAGCCCCAGCGUAACGAGGAGAGAGACAAGAAGCGCCAUCUGAGCCACAAGUUCUCGUUGACGACGGCGUCCGAGUUCAAGUGGAACGGUUUGGUAAGCGGAAACAAAAUUUAUCUCUUUAACACUCUGAGACAGACCAUCCUGCAGCUGGAGGAGCUCAUCCAGAGCCCCUUCAUGCAUCCCAAUUGGCAUCUGAUCAAGAAGAGUUGGCUGGCCGUGGUAAACCAGUGCAAACAAGCGAAAGACUUCGCGAAGGCUCUCAUAGUGUUGCAGGCGUGCAUCAAACCUUGCGUCUUUGCCAACGUGUGGCAUGAGCAGUUGGGUCACGUAAAGAUGACUAGAGUCACUGCUGCGGAACGAGAGGAGCGCAAAAAGAUCGAGAAACGAGAGAAGAAGGAGCGCGAGGAGGAGGAAGAGCGCAAUCGAAUGAUAAUCACUGGUUACGUGAAAUAUACGAUGGGCUUCAAGCACCAGCUGUGGAAGCAGAAAGGUGAGGAGUACAGGAUUCACGGCCGCUGGGGCUGGUUGUGGUUUUCGACGGCGCGAAUCGUCAAGUUCGUCAACUUCAAAGAGAUGGGCUUGAUUGCCGGGCCGCAGAAGAUCAUGGUGCAAAUUCGGGAUAAGCAAAAUCUGAAAGUCAUUCCCGUCGAUCCUAUUAUGUUGAAGUUCUUGAAGGACAACUUCAGGGAUGAGACCGAGAUUAAGGAGGAGGGCGAACAAUCCGCAUUGAGCGGUAAUAACAUACCGGAGAAUCUGAAGGAUUUGCGAUUGGUCCCGAGCGUUACCCGUUUCGAGGAAAUCGACGUAAGCAAGGCCUUGACCACUCCGGGAAGACUCCUGUAUCCGAAAGUGGCGAAGAAAUCGAAGUUGGAUGAUUUGCUGACGCGCCGAAGUCAUCUGAAGACUUUGGAAGAGAGGAAAAUUGCUAGAAUCAAGGAGGAGGCUGCAAACGAAGACGAGAAAGUUGACGUCGAAAACGACGAUGCGGAUUUGGAAAAUGAUUCUAGCCUUGACAAGCAACUGCACAACAUGAUGAUCGGAAAAUUGGUUCCGCAAACUGUGACGUUGAACACUUUAAAUAGGGAAUCUAUAACAACGAUCGCAAGGAAAAUCCAACAGCUUCGUAUACAUUACUCGUCGGUAUCAAAGAUCGGCAAGGAGUUUCAAUGUUAUUCGAAAGGAUGCAACUCUAGUAGUUCCGUGUCCUGCUACUCUCCAGUGUGCAUGCAGAGAGAGCGAGUGCGCAAGGAGUUGCUGAUCCUCCUGAGGAAAGCGAACGUGCAAACGAAAGGAAACUUCCUCAAGGUAAACCCGAACGCUACACCCAAGAAGACGUCGAUUUUGGAACAGAAAUUGACCGAACCUAUACCGGUGACAUCCGAGAAGCCGUCGGAUAUCUGCAAGGAUCUGGCCUCGACUAUUAUGCAGGCACCGCAAUGCGGGGAGGACCUGUACAGCGCUAUAGUGCCGCUGAAGGAGGAAAUCAAAACAGAAGGGGUGGAUCUCAAGGAGGAGCCCAUGGACAUUGACACUUUGGAGCCGGAGAAUCGGGUCAAAGUGUACAGCGAGAGCGAGAACGAAGAGAUCGACAUGGAUCUCUCCCCGGAUGACAUCAACGAGAUGAUCCUGGGGCCGAACAAGAAGAACACAAAAAUAUCCAAGUCGAUGAUAAGCAGAUCGACGAAACCGGUGACCGAUGCUAAACCAAAAGCGGAGUCGAACGUAAAUGGAAGGACCAUACAAACGCUGAACGCCAAAUCCUCUUUGUACACGUCGCAGAAGAACAGGAGAUUCUGUGCGAUGCGAACGGUCAGGCGCGAGGAGAAGGUGAUCAAAGCGGAGACGGCGGAGGACGGAACGCGCAGGAUCUACUCUGCCACCUCGACGGAGGGUAAGAUUUACCUAAGGCGAGUCGGAUUCCUCGGAGCCGCAGAUAAGAAAAAACCCCGGAAACAAAUUGUCAAGUACCCAAGUUGCUCCACCUUCAGCACGAGGAAGAAAAGUAUGCGUUCGUUGCUUGUGCUGCCAAAGUUCGAAGUGCGGAAGCUCUCAAGGAACGCGGGUAGACUCUACAUUGCCGGCUUCAACGCAGUGGCCAAACCUAAUAACCUGGUGUGGCCGUAUCCGUGCGCGAGGCCACUCUUCAAGACCUGCUGGGUCUACAGGACGGUCAACCUCAAAUCGCUCGCCGCGGCUGCUCUGCAAUUGAGAAUAUUGUGGGCAUGCCUCAGGUGGGACGAUAUGCAGGUGAAGCCACCAAACGCUGAUGGAAAGCAUCAGAUCACAACCGAAACCGAGAUCCUGAGUUUGGAGCUGCUGAAGCACCGGCACAUAGGACAGUUCUUGGAGAAGUCUCAGUAUCUUAGGCGAAAGGUCGUAAUUCCGUUGGAACUACCGAAGACAGUGAGGGAGGUGACCUCGAUAAGAAGCGGACUGAGGAAACGAAAGAGGCCCGAUUCUCCGCAGAGCACCGAUCCCCAGGUCACCGAAGAAUGGGUGGACGAAGAUAAAUUGGAGCUGUGGGAGAUCAAGCAGUAUGGAGAAAAAGUGGAGAAAGCUAAUGCGCAAGUUAUCACUAGGAGCCGGACAGGAAAUCUUCCACCGACGAGGGUCGCCGACCCCAAUGAUACGACCAUCGGCGCGAAAGUCCUCGUCAGCGGCAAAUCCACCGCCGAAGAGAUCAAGGAGAAGAUGGAACAGCAGUUAAGGCUGCAGAGAGCCGCGCACCAGCAGAAGCGCGCCCUGGACCUGAAGAACCAGGGCCACAUCAUCAAGAUGGUCGGCAGCACUGCGCAAGCAGCUGCGAGCGAAAGCACCACGAUACAAUUGAAAGUGACCACGGCUGACGGACAGAUGAAGAUAGUAAAGAACGUCAUCCCCGGUCAGCUGAGCGGUAAAACGACGCUGACCUCGCUACUGACGACCAACAAUAAAUUCACAGGCCGGAAAAUCUUCAUGACGAAGGCGGCUGACGGCACGACGCGCGUCAUCACCGGAAACGCUAGUCUUAUACAGAAAACGCCGCAGGGUCAGAGCCUCAUCAAGCUGCAGACCACAACGACAGGUUCAACCACAACAUCGACACCAACAAAAACAGAACCAACCACACCGCAGCGCGUACAGAUAUUGCGCACACCGGACGGUAGGCUGACGGUGAAGGGCCUCAUGCCCGGUCAGCAGCUCGUUCAGAUGCCGGACGGUAAGCUGCAGGUGCUGAACACGUCCACAACUUCCACACAACUCGUACAGCAAACAACGGACAAGACGAAGACGGCCACCGCGAGCACCCCACUAUCAACAGUUACAAAGAAUAUCAUUAAAGGUGCCAUCGCCGGCGGCAAGAUCGUCCAGACGCAGCAGCAGCAGCAGCAACAAACGAAGAUUGUUAGCAGUCCGUUGAAGCAGAUCGUGAUCAAGCAACAGCAGCAGCAGUCGCCGCUGGUGCAGAAAACGACGUCGGCGGUGGCGACGACCACGCAACAGGUCGUCGUCAGCGGCGGUCAACAGAUCGUAACCAAUCAGAUCGUGGUGAACAAUCAGAAUCUGGCGCAGCAGAUCGCCAGCGGGAAGGUGCAGGUCGCGACGAUAAACGGGCAGCAGGUAUUGAUCAGGCCGACUGGGAACAAUCAGGCCCAGAUAGUCGCACAGCUGACGCCAAGCACGGCGCUUGCGACAUCGCAAUCUUCUACGACCACUACGUCAACGACGACGACGCCGGUCAAGCAGGAGGCGGUCGUUCAGCAGAAGCAGGUAGUGACCGCGACGACCACGACUGCAACACCGACGACGACGCCGGCCGUCGUCAAUCAGCAGGAUGCGAGCGGUCAAAUCGAUCCUGCUACCUUGGAGCAGCUGUUGGUGGGGCAACCUGCUGGUACGGUCAUCAAGUGCGUCACUGCACAAGUUAUACAGACCCAGCAGGGACCCAGAAUCGUACUGCAAGGUCUGCAGGGUGCUGACUUUACGCAGCAGCAGUUGGCCGCUGUGCAGCAGCAGGUUAAACAACAACUUCUUAAAGCGCAAGCAUCGACUGGAAAGCAAGGAGUACUUGGACCUACAAAGAUUUACCUCGCAGUGCAACCGAACUCAUCUGGCACGGAUUCUUCCAAUCAGGAGAGCAACACUCAGCCGCCGCCGCUCACACCCGUCCAGCAGACCCCCACAGCCGCUGCUGCCGCCGCCACCUCCAGCAUCCAAGCUAGCAAUACCGCCACCGUUCAACAGGUGGACGCCUCGGCGAUCGUCGGGCGGCAGAUCCUGGUGAACGGACAGCAGCAGCAGACGACCGCUUUAUUGCAGGCAAUGAAGGUCAACAUGGAGGCGACCAAUCGGCUGCAGGCGGGCUCCGCCUCCGGCCCCGCCCUCAAUCAACAACAGCAGCACAACCAGCUCGUUUCGACGACUUCGGCCGCCGUCGCUUCGUCACCCGACAAGCAAUUCGUCGUCACUCCGGAUUACAUUCAGCAAACCAUUAAGACCGCCCUGAAACAGGAGAACCUCAAUCCGGAGAUCGAGGAGAAGCUGCUGCAGCUGCAGCGAUACCAGGAGAGGCAGAUGCGCCAGGAGCCGGACACGCCCACGCCGGUGGCCACACCCACCGUUUCUAGAGGCGUGCACCACGUCAGCGUCACUACAACGCCCCUGGGCGGUGGCGGCGGUGGGCGUGUCGCCACCAUCAGCGGUACCCGGAAGCGACCGCUGAGCACGAGCAAAACGGACGACGAGGAGUGGGUCAUGGAGACGCCCAAAAGGUCGCGGCAUUCGCGACCCUUGCUCGAAAACGCAAUCAAAAAGGAGGACUUCGAGAGUAUAAAGGAGAAGGUAGUAUCAUCGCCAAGGUCAAGACUGAAAGUGAAGGAGAAUCCUGUGGAGGUGAUGAAGAACAAGUCGUUGAUGAGUCUGUUCAGGCACAAGGAGUUACUGAAGAAGGACAUCCUUCGGAAGAGGGCGGUGCUUGAGAAGGAGCUGCUUUGCGAGAUUCAGAAGGAAGUUGCGGAGGAGUUGGCGGCGCGAACGAAGCUGGAGCGGAACAAGCAGGACGACGUGGUGAAGACGUCGAUAAUUGCGACGAAGCGGAAACAACCGGGCAGCGGGCCUCAGAUCGUGACGGCCGGAUCGACGACCUCUCUGCCAUCACUGGAAUCGCCCGCGAAGAGUACGCCCAUAGCGAACAAGAGCAAGAGGAUUCACGCGAAAGGUCACUCUCCGGCGACGCCGACGAAGGGCUCCGGCGGCUCCGCCAAGAAGGAGAAGCUGUACUGCAUCUGCAGGACGCCCUACGACGAGACCAAGUUCUACGUGGGAUGCGACCUCUGCAACAACUGGUUCCACGGCGACUGCGUCGGCAUCACCGAGGAGGGCAGCAAAACGAUAUCAGAGUUCAUCUGCUCGGAGUGCAAACACGCGCGCGACACGCAGGAACUGUUUUGCCUCUGCAGGCAACCCUACGAUGAAUCGCAAUUCUACAUUUGCUGCGACCGUUGUCAGGACUGGUUCCACGGUCGGUGUGUCGGCAUCCUGCAAUCCGAAGCUGACAACAUCGACGAGUACAUCUGUCCCAAUUGCCAGAGGAACUCGUCCGUGAAUUACGCCAAUAUGAAACACCUCUCCAACAAGGACUUUGACGGCCUCAGGAAACUCAUCAAACAGAUACAGGCUCACAAGAGCGCGUGGCCCUUCAUGGAACCCGUCGAUCCGAACGAAGCGCCCGACUACUACAAGGUCAUCAAAGAACCGAUGGAUUUGCAAAAAAUAGAGAAUAAAAUAAACGACCGAUCCUAUCACACGCUGAGCGAGUUCAUCGGCGACAUGACGAAGAUCUUCGACAAUUGCAGGUACUACAAUCCGAAGGAGUCGCAGUUCUUCAAGUGCGCGGAAUCCCUGGAGGCGUACUUCGUGAACAAAAUCAAGUGUCUGAGGGAGAAGCUGUUCGAGAAUUGAGAAUAUUUUCAUUUCCGUUAUAUUCAAUUAUUUUCCUUUUAUUUUUCCAUAUUAUUAUUUUUUUUUUGUUUUGUUUAUUUUUUCUUUCUUUACAUAACACACACACACACAAACACUCACACACGUAAAACAAACAGACAAACAUUUUCGCUUUCCCCCCCAGGUCAAUCAAUUUCGAAACUUCCCUACAAGUCUAUAAGUUUUCUCCGCUACUCUUUUCGUUUUUGUUUCAUUAUUUCUGUUUUGUUCUUGGAAGAGGGUUCUUUAUCUUUUUAAAUGUACGUGCUCGUAGUUUUUUUUUGUUGGUUCAAAAAUAUCGUCGGCACGUACAUUUAACAUGAAUAAUUUGUGAUUUCUGGGCGAGCGAAGAUCUCCACUCUCUCCUAACGUUAAGUGAAUAAUAAUAAGAUGUAAAUGUUUGUUAUAAUUAUAUUAUUAUAUAACUCGUCGAAGGAUUUUGUACGUCACGGAGCCCCUCUCUCCUCCGUCAUCAUGCACACACCCACCUCCCACAACUAAACCCCAAUCAAAACAAAAACAAAAAAAAGAAGUUGACCACGCCCCAUCACUUUGUUCUUUCCCCGCUAUAUGAAAACAAAUGACACAAGCCCCGCCCCCUAAUGUUAUUAUGAUUAGCCCCGCCCCGCAACCCCGAUUAUUAUUACUAUUAUUAUGAUUAUAUAGAUACUAUUAUUAUUAUUAUUAUAUACGAUGUAUAAUUUCACUUUUUUUUUUGUAGUUGAUUCAACUCCAACUAAACAUACAACAAAAACCCUUAAAGCAACAAAUGAUUGUAAAUAUAUAAAGUUUUUUUUUUGUUUACUGUGAAUAAUAAUAAUAAUGAUGCCGA
This is a messenger RNA of Nicrophorus vespilloides, 9698 nucleotides long. RefSeq names its product nucleosome-remodeling factor subunit NURF301 (gene E(bx)). The record is from RefSeq and is a predicted model, not a curated record. Gene Ontology annotation, cellular component: NURF complex. Gene Ontology annotation, biological process: regulation of transcription by RNA polymerase II. NCBI's taxonomy places the organism in Eukaryota, Metazoa, Arthropoda, Insecta, Coleoptera, Silphidae. The coding region runs from base 968 to 8848 and encodes 2626 amino acids. Gene Ontology annotation, molecular function: RNA polymerase II cis-regulatory region sequence-specific DNA binding. The transcript is spliced from 18 exons.